UUACUUGUUUCCAUCUUAGUUGUAGCGAAAAAUGAAUUUAUGUGUAUUUGUCGCAUGAGUUAGUUAGUAGUCGGUCUGUAUUAUUGUUAUUAAAAGUGUUCAAUUAGAUUAAAAUAUAGUUGUACAGAGACAAGUUUUAUUUGUAGUAGUGCUUAUGAACGAUAUGCAAUGCGGGGCCGUGUAAUAGCUCUAUGGUUACUACUUGGAGUAUUAUGCGCCGGUGGUAUAACUGCCAUACUGGCCUUCACCCUUAACAGAAAUCCAGGAUCUUCCUCAAUUGAUUAUGACGCAGAUUUCUGUCAGCCGCUCAUUAUCGCUCACCGUGGAGCCAGUGGCUACGUACCAGAACAUACUCUCGGCGCUUACGCUCUUGCUAUUGCAAUGGGCUCUGAAUACAUAGAACCGGAUGUCGUUAUGACGAAAGACGGGCAUCUAAUAGCGAGACAUGACAAUGAACUAGGAUUGACUACUGAUGUCGCAGAGCAUCCACAAUUUGCUACUAGAUAUCGGACGCAGUACGUCGACGGGACGUUAGUUAGAGGUUGGUUUACAGAAGACUUCACUCUUGCUGAAAUCAAAAUGUUGCGUGCUAUAGAACGUAUACCAGAAAUACGCCCGGGUAACGUUAGAAUGGACGGCAGCUUUGAAAUCCCCACUAUGCAAGAAAUUAUUGAUCUAGCAAAAGGCAUGGAAAUAAGUUACGGACGACGUAUUGGUAUCUACCCAGAAAUCAAACAUUCUACCCACUUUCAACAUCUGGGUCUCGCUAUGGAAAAACCAUUAGUAGAUCUACUUCACGAAAACGGAUACACGGGACCUGAAGCUCCCAUUUAUAUUCAAUCGUUCGAAGUCACUAAUCUAAAAGAAUUGAGUCAGAUUACUGGUAUCAGGUUAAUACAACUGCUUGGAGGAAGAAAAACAGCCCAGCCAUAUGAUCAGGUACAACUUGGUUCUGAUCUUACAUAUGGCGAUAUGGCUACUCCUGAGGGCCUACGUGACAUCGCAAGGUACGCUUAUGCAGUUGGACCUGAAAAAUCAUAUAUCAUACCUCGUGACGAAAAUAACAGGCUAGGUCAACCAACCAGUUUUGUUCGUGAUGCCCACUCAGUCAAUUUAAAAGUGCAUCCAUACACGUUUCGCGCCGAAAAUCUCUACCUGCCCGCAGAACUACAAAGCGAUGAUCCUUCGCCAUCAGCAAUCGGAAAUUUUAGAGGUGAACUCAAAGCAUUUCUGAGUACAGGAAUAGACGGCAUGUUUUCUGAUCAACCUGAUAUCUCUGUUCAAGUUAGAGGGCCCUGCGAGUGAUUUUCAUUUUCUUUCCGAGGACGCCUACGUGAAAAAUAAUGUACAUAUAUGACAUUACCACACGUGAAGUAAUUAAGUGUUAAUAGAUAAUCCUCUUAUUGUCUUAAGAACACAAUUAUGCGUUGAUAAAAGUCAAACAAAAUGACAAAUUAUCUUUAAUUUAAAUGCCAAGGACACGUGCUUAUUGUGUAUACGAAAAAAUGUUAAGUACUGAUAAUUGUUUUUAUCACUCCUAUCGACUCGUGCUAUACGAGCAGUGAAGUACAGUGAAGAUAUUAUUUGAAGAGGAAAAGUUCGUGACACAAAUAGACUCGUGUAGCACUUACUUACUCUUAUCUGUGCUCAGCGCACGAGACUACCCGCGUGGUUGAUGAAACAUCUUUGAUACACCAGUACGUCACACACAAAGUUUAUCUCAAUACACAUUGUACACUUGACUAUAAAAUUAAGUGGUAAUAAAUUGUAUUUUAAUGUUCAAUAAA
Molecule: messenger RNA, 1787 nt
Organism: Bombyx mori (domestic silkworm)
Lineage: Eukaryota; Metazoa; Arthropoda; Insecta; Lepidoptera; Bombycidae
Exons: 2
Coding region: 169-1305 (378 amino acids)
Biological process (GO): lipid metabolic process
Cellular component (GO): periplasmic space
Molecular function (GO): glycerophosphodiester phosphodiesterase activity
Source: RefSeq, a predicted model, not a curated record